CGGCGGGUGACGGUGCGGACGGGUCAGAAGCGUAGAGGCGGCGGCAAGAUGGCGGCGCCUGAGGAGCGGGAUCUAACCCAGGAGCAGACCGAGAAGCUGCUGCAGUUUCAGGAUCUGACUGGCAUAGAAUCUAUGGAUCAGUGUCGCCAUACCUUGGAACAGCAUAACUGGAACAUAGAGGCUGCUGUACAGGACAGAUUGAAUGAGCAAGAGGGUGUACCAAGUGUUUUCAACCCACCGCCAUCCCGACCCCUGCAGGUUAAUACAGCUGACCACAGGAUCUACAGCUACGUUGUCUCCAGACCACAACCAAGGGGGCUGCUUGGAUGGGGUUAUUACUUGAUAAUGCUUCCAUUCCGGUUUACCUAUUACACAAUACUUGAUAUAUUUAGGUUUGCUCUUCGUUUUAUACGGCCUGACCCUCGCAGCCGGGUCACUGACCCCGUUGGGGACAUUGUUUCAUUUAUGCACUCUUUUGAAGAGAAAUAUGGGAGGGCACACCCUGUCUUCUACCAGGGAACGUACAGCCAGGCACUCAACGAUGCCAAACGGGAGCUGCGCUUCCUUCUGGUCUACCUUCACGGAGACGAUCACCAGGACUCUGAUGAGUUCUGUCGCAACACACUCUGUGCACCUGAAGUUGUUUCACUAAUAAACACUAGGAUGCUCUUCUGGGCGUGCUCCACAAACAAACCUGAGGGAUACAGGGUCUCCCAGGCUUUACGAGAGAACACCUAUCCAUUCCUGGCCAUGAUUAUGCUGAAGGAUCGGAGGAUGACUGUGGUGGGACGGCUGGAAGGCCUUAUUCAGCCUGAUGACCUCAUUAACCAGCUGACAUUUAUCAUGGAUGCAAACCAGACUUACCUGGUGUCAGAACGCCUGGAAAGGGAAGAACGAAACCAGACCCAGGUGCUGAGACAGCAGCAGGACGAGGCCUACCUGGCCUCUCUCAGGGCUGACCAGGAGAAGGAGCGCAAGCGGCGGGAGGAGCGCGAGCGCAAGCGGCGGAAGGAGGAGGAGGUGCAGCAGCAGAAGCUGGCAGAGGAGAGGCGGCGGCGGAACCUACAAGAGGAGAAGGAAAGGAAGUUGGAAUGCCUGCCCCCGGAGCCUUCCCCUGAUGACCCUGAAAGUGUCAAAAUCAUUUUCAAAUUACCCAAUGAUUCUCGAGUAGAAAGACGAUUCCAUUUUUCACAGUCUCUAACAGUGAUCCACGACUUCUUAUUCUCCUUGAAAGAAAGCCCUGAAAAGUUUCAGAUUGAAGCCAAUUUUCCCCGGAGGGUCCUGCCCUGCAUCCCUUCAGAGGAGUGGCCCAACCCGCCGACGCUGCAGGAGGCCGGACUCAGCCACACAGAAGUUCUCUUUGUUCAGGACCUAACAGACGAAUGACACUUUUUCUUCCUUUCCUCUUCCACCCCAGUCCCUAAAAGAAAUGGAAAAAAACAAAAAAUAAGAGAGAAAUUCAUAUUAUUAUUAUUAUAAUACAAUAUUUUUUUUAAAAGACUGCUGCAUCCUAAGGAAGGAUCAGAAACCAUGCUGCCUGCAGGAGUCACCACCUGUGUGCACGCGCAAGGUUAGCAGUGAAUGUUCCCGCUGGCGAGCUCUCCCUUCCCUUCAGCGUCUGCACCGCGCAUCUCCAGCAAAAGGAGGCCUCACCUCCGACCCAGCCGUCGUCCCCACUGGGGAAGGGAGCAUUCCUACCAGUUCUUCAUUCUUGCUUUUAUGGAAAAUAAAAGUGAAAAAACCUCCUUCAGCCAGCCACUGCAGCAUCUCCUGGGGACUCGCUUCUCCCCCUCCGGAGAAGAGGGAAGAGAAGGCACAGAGCAGAGAUGUUCCUUGAACUUCCCACAACUUACGAAUAACUUUUAAAUUUUUUCAGUUGCUUUGUAAUGACCAAAGGAAUGAGGCUGACAUAGGUGUAUUUUUUUCCUUAACAUUGUUUGAUAAAGAGCCAAUUCAUAAAUCCAUGAGCUCAUGCCCUGGGCCCCGUAGCCCACGAGAGUGUAAUAAAGGUGCCCCUGGCUGGUUUGUGCUUAUUUCUGCCAUUGUCCCUCUCGUGUUCCCAGAGAGGUGGUUCUUUUUGGUCCAAUUCUUGCUGUCCUUCUUGCCUUCUGUGCACCCCACGUGGAGCAGUGGGAGGAAGUCUGGGUUUGGAACCCUACAAAGGCCGUGUAUGGAUAUGCACCCGUGUAUGUGCCGUGAACUCCGUGUGGACGCACCUGUGCACACAAGCCAGGCGUCUCCUUGGAGUCGGCCAGGUGGUCAUUGUGGGAUCUGAACCAAAGGACAGCAGCCCUUCGUUCCUCCUCUGCUGUGUGCACGCUGUCCCGCCUGGCCCUGAGCCACCAGGCUUGGUGCCUUUCCAGAGGACGGGCAGGGCCCGCGGUGGGACCAGCGGCACCACGGCAGAGCGCCCCUCCUGUCUCGUUGGGAGUGUGGUGGUGGUGGUGGUGGUGGUGGUUUGAGGACAGAAAGAACCAGAGCCCUUGAAGGGCGCCGAGCCAGAACGCGGCCUGCGUCAGCCGUUGGAAGGCACAUUUCAGUUUCUGAUGUAGCCACCUGCUGGAGGCAGUUUUGUCCUCUCCCUCUGUUGCUGUGUUGAAGUAACAGGGUUUUUAACCCCUGGAUGCUUUGUCUGUGGUUGAGUUCGUGGGUGCACGGGUCAGGCCACAUAUGAACAGGUGCCCGCGUGAGCUGACGAGUGUUCCAGAGUGCUCUGCAGCUGGCGCAGACCCGGCACUGCGGGCCCUGAAGUUGCUGCAGGUCGCUAGCGGGCUGUGAGGCCCAGGGUUCCUACCAAGAUGAAGCAUAGCUUGUUAGAUUUGCAGCCUCCAGAGGCUUCCUCUUGCUUAGCUAAAACCUACGGACCAUUCUUUAAGGUAGUGGUGUGGCUGCUGCUCCCCAUAGCCCUGAGUGGUUGGGGUGGACCCCAAGGAGCAGGGCGUGGGGCCUCAGGGGUGGCCCCAGGGAAACCUGAGGGCUUCCCGAUGGCCUUGGCACAGGAGUCUACAGCACCGUCUCCAGGAAAAUCUAAUUCUGCUCCUGGCUGCCUGUUCUUCCACUUUCCUGCUGUUCCAAGGCCACACGAGUGGGAAAUCACCAUCUCACUGCUGUCAUGAAAUGUACCUGCAGUGAUGACCAGGAUAAACCUGUUCUCCACCUUACGUGAAGUCUGCUUCCUGCUGACAACCAUGCAAAGAGGAGUGCUUCCACUUCGUCUCCCCGUCUGGAAUUCAUAGUGGUUUCUCUGCAGUGCGCAGGAGGGUACUGAGGACCCUCGCCAGGCUGGCUGUACCAAGUAUCUUGCCCACACCUCUUUGGGAAGUUGUAAAUUUUUUCCUUAAUAACUCAGUCUGCAUUUUAUUUUAUGAUGUGCACUUUAUGCCUCUCGCCUUUUGAUAACUUGUCCAGUGAAAGAGGUUAGAUGCCAGAGUAUUAAGAGAAAGUCUGUUUGUGCUGGUGCAACUCUUGGGAUGGCUUACCCAUUUACUUUAAGUUUCAAGAGGCUCCACCUGAAGCCCACACCCCGUUUCUGGUCCAUGUUGACCCAGCCCUGCUUUACUCAGACUCGGAUCCUGUGUCCUUGACAAAGCUGCUGCCUGGGUGCCAUCUCCUUUCCUCUGUGAAAGAUGCACAUUUUGUCAAUGCCAGUACAAUCUGUGGACCUCUGGGAACUCGAUGGGACUUGAAAUGAGAAAACAUUGAGAAGCCGGUGAUCUGCAAGCAUUUUGUUUCCAAAUCACCUCUGGGUUAUUUCAGCUGUUUCCAAAUGGCAAGUCAUCAACUAAACAAAAAUACUUGUUUCCAGUUUGUUCUGCACUCCCAAGACCGAAGUAGAUUCGGCUGAGAUUCCGCACGAAAUGACAAAGCAAAGACACCUAAUUGGAGUCAGUUGAAUUUCUGCAGCAUCAGUUGGGGCCCUUCUGGCCUUUUUUUCCACUUCUGCAGAAUUUCCUGCAGCAAAUACUUUUCUCCUUGCUUGCUUCCACUAUGAUGUUUGUAUAAGAGAUGACCAGUGGAGAAUAUCUCAUUAAAAAAAAAAAAGCUAAAAGAACCUAGAAUCUUCAACUGAGCAGUCAUUAUGAAAAUUGCUAAUGGUGCCAAGGCCAAGGCAAGUUACAGAAAAUGACUGUGGGAGAGUCAUGACCCCCAGAGUGCAAGACCAGGGGAGUAUUAUCUGGUGCUUGAACAAGGAGCUCCACUUACAACUGUUGUUUUUUUUUUUAAAGGACUCGUGAGGAUGCAGCAACAGGAAAUCCAUCCACAAAAGGUGCAGUGCCCCAGCUUGUACUGCACCUGAAUAGUUACGUGAUAAUUUGCUGAAAAAACCUAGUGUACUUUAAAUUUUUUUCAUAAAGGUUUACAUUGUAUUGUAGGUUAACAUUAAAUGUUUUAUAACAAAA
Molecule: messenger RNA, 4400 nt
Organism: Vicugna pacos (alpaca)
Lineage: Eukaryota; Metazoa; Chordata; Mammalia; Artiodactyla; Camelidae
Gene: FAF2
Product: Fas associated factor family member 2
Biological process (GO): ERAD pathway
Cellular component (GO): endoplasmic reticulum
Molecular function (GO): ubiquitin binding
Source: RefSeq, a predicted model, not a curated record